UUAGCUGCGAGCUUUCGGUGGACGAUGUUGCGACCUUUGAACCGGCGCUGUCGCGAGUGUCCUGUUCUCUGAGGAGGGGCAGCAGCAGGAUUUGGGCAGUUGGUGGAAAAGCGCGCCACUUUUUCUUCCCUUUGUGGGAAAAGGAUACUUUUUUUGUGAUUUGGAAAAAACGAAAUCAGCCGGAAAAUCAAAGGAUUACUUCAGCAGGGUGCAGUUUGAAGGAACGAGAAAAAUCUCGAUUUUCGUGUUCAAUAAAAAAAAAUAGUUGUGAAAAUCUUCACCACCGUCGGGAAAAUUUGCAGUUUCACCAGUUAAAAAAAAAUGCGCGCCAAAUUAGCGGUGGCGGCGGCAACCUCUGAGCUUUUGCGUGUUUUCGUUAGCUGUGUAAUGCUAGCAAGUUGCUCCGGGCUUAAGCAGUGACUAAGUGGCUACUAAUUGGCGGUACUUGAGAAUCAAAAGCAGCAGCAGCAACGAUUAAAUAUCAAGAUUUGGAGGGCACGGCAUGAUGUGCCGGCCGACAAGUCAAUCGCUGGGAACGCUGUGUAAUUUAGAUAUUUGGAGCCGUUAAAGUGUGUGAUGUUUGUUGAAUAGAGAGGAAAAAAUAGUGUUACAUGUUGUUGCUGUCGUCGUUGGAUGGAGAAAUGUUUGGCGAUGUGGAUAUAUAACAAAAAUCUAUAAAGGAAUUUAUGUGUAAGAGUUUUUAGUGAAAUGUUGACAAAAAAGAGUUUUAAAUGUAUUCACAAUGAAGAAGCUGAAUAAUGUGUAAAUGUAUAAAAAUUUAAAAAAGUUCAUGUCAAACAGCAGUGAAAUUAGAAGAAUAUGCUCAAUUCAGUGAAAUAUUGAACUAUUAAAAAUAAUAACAAAAAAAUAUAGGAUGAAAAAACAAACUCUCAGCCGAUUUAAAGUCAAUCCCAAGUGUAGCAAAACUCUGCAAUUCCAAUAUCCAAUUAAAAAUUAAGCAAUGUUGUCAAACUACGUGCGAUUGGCAAAACGCGGCCAGCCCAAAUUGUCCAAGUAAUGGGGAGGAAAUCCCAUCACAACCCAGCGCUUGAAAGCUUCAAAUUACUGGUCAACCAAGCUGAAGAAAAAGUUCCAAGAACGGGCACACAAAAACGGAAUCGGAAAAUUGCAGUGAUUGAAUGAGAGGAAAAGUUUUUAAUUGUGCCGCGUUCGACAGUUGUGUUUGGCGCUUUUGAUUCAGUGAAAAAAGCGAAAAAGUGUUUUUUUGCCGGUUGGAAAAAAAGGGAAUUUAAUUUUGUCAGCUCUGACGCAGUCUGAGGGCAAAGUAAACGUCAGUUACAAGUGACGAUGAAGAAACAUCUUUGAUGGGGGAAAUUGCGAGCUGAUUUCGGCUGUAAACGCGUACUGUUGGUAGUGAUAUUGUGUUUGGAGUAUUUCGGAGGAAAAAAAAAAGUGCGGGCAAAGUUGCUCCAACCCCUUUAAUUUGCGAAUCAUUUGAGCGUCGUUGUGAGGAAAAAUUGUUCAAGCAAAACAUAAUGUGAUCCCAGAGUGUUUCGCUUUUUCCGUCCUCUGGACGGAAUGGAAGAAUUUUCCUAAAAUAUUUUGUGGAGUCCACUCUCAGUUGUGGUCGUUAUCCGGCAAGUGCAAAGAAGAAGACGAAGGAAAAAAAGUUUUCCGGGAAGGAAAGUUGUCCGAACGUUUUUUUUUUGUGCGUCCUUUCCCCAAGUGUAGUUCUCAAAACAUUGUGAUUUGCAUAUCAACUUGAAGCAGCUUUAUAAACCCCGUGACCUGCAGGGCAUACUAGAGCAGCAAGGAUGGACCUCGACAUCAUCGACAUCCGGACGCUGGGAUAUCUGUCCAGCACAAGCACGGUGGUGUCGGCAACUACAAUAUGUAAUCUGACGGCGGCGGCCGCGGCCGCGAAUCAGAGUGACGGUUCCGGGGACGGAGGGGGAGGAGGCGGCGGGGGUGGCACCGCUGGUGGAGGUGUGGCCGGGGGACCCGAUGAUGGGGGCGACGACGACGACGUGGACGCGUUGUCACCCCUGUCGAUGUCCUGUUUAGGCGUGUUCCUGUCGAUUGUGAUAUUUCUCUCGGUAGCGGGAAACAUUCUAGUAUGCAUAGCAAUCUACACCGAGCGGAGCCUGCGGCGGAUCGGGAACCUAUUUCUGGCGUCGCUGGCCAUCGCCGACCUGUUCGUCGCGUCCCUGGUGAUGACGUUCGCCGGUGUCAAUGAUUUAUUGGGCUACUGGAUCUUCGGAGCCCAGUUCUGCGACACGUGGGUGGCGUUCGACGUGAUGUGUUCAACCGCUUCCAUCCUGAACCUGUGCGCCAUCUCGCUGGACCGGUACAUCCACAUCAAGGAUCCGCUCAGGUACGGCCGCUGGGUGACGCGCCGCGUUGCCAUCGGGACCAUCGUCGUCAUCUGGCUGCUGGCCGCCCUGGUGUCGUUCGUGCCCAUCUCGCUCGACCUGCACCGGGACAAGCGGGACGAGACGGACACCUCGCUCAUCAUUAAUGGCGUCAAGUACGAAACGUGCGCCCUCGACCUGACGCCCACCUACGCCGUCGUCUCUAGUUGUAUAAGUUUCUACGUACCUUGUAUAGUGAUGAUCGGAAUCUACUGCAGACUGUACUGCUACGCCCAGAAGCACGUCAAGUCGAUACGGGCCGUGACGAGGCCGGGCGAGAUCAGCGAAAAGCGCUACCGCAGCAUACGACGGCCCAAGGCGAACUGCGCCAGCAGCAUCAACAAAAAGCUCAAACUGCGCCAGCUGGCCCAGCAGGCGUCCUCGCCGUACCACGUGUCCGACCACAAGGCGGCCAUCACCGUGGGCGUCAUCAUGGGCGUCUUCCUAGUUUGCUGGGUGCCCUUCUUCUGCGUCAACAUCAUCGCGGCGUUCUGCAAGACCUGCAUCGGGCCGCAAACGUUCAAGGUGCUGUCCUGGCUCGGGUACUCCAACUCCGCGUUCAACCCGAUCAUCUACUCGAUCUUCAAUACCGAGUUCCGCGAGGCGUUCAAGCGUAUCCUGACGACGCGGAGUUCGUGGUGCUGCGGCCAGGAGAUGGGCAACAUCUACCCCCGGCACAGCGACCGCUACGUGACGGAUUACGCCGCCAAGAACGUCGUCAUGAACUCGGGCCGGUCGUCGGCCGACCUGGAGCAGGACGACCAGGAAUACUUUGAAAUAUUUUGACUUUGACAGAAUGAAGCAGGGAGUUAAAGCCAAUUUUCAAAUUUAAAUGCAUAAAGUUUUCUUCUAAAUAAACAGCAAUCUAUUGUACAUUCAUCACAGCUGAAA
Messenger RNA from Culex pipiens pallens (northern house mosquito), 3263 nucleotides. RefSeq names its product dopamine receptor 1 (gene Dop1R1). The transcript has 8 exons. Gene Ontology annotation, molecular function: G protein-coupled receptor activity. Gene Ontology annotation, cellular component: membrane. The record is from RefSeq and is a predicted model, not a curated record. Bases 1776 to 3158 code for a protein of 460 amino acids. NCBI's taxonomy places the organism in Eukaryota, Metazoa, Arthropoda, Insecta, Diptera, Culicidae. Gene Ontology annotation, biological process: adenylate cyclase-activating adrenergic receptor signaling pathway.